GAAUUUGCGCGCUGCCGCAAGCCUCUCUGCGAUAGGUGCGUGACGAAGCUGCGCGCGCUCUGCGGAAAUAUAAGCGAGGCUUUGAGCUGAUCGGACCACAUUUUCUCUUAGUGUCGAUACUACGAAGAAAAGAACCUGUCAAAAUGAGUGGUCGCGGAAAGACAGGAGGCAAAGCCAGAGCUAAGGCUAAGACCCGCUCAUCCCGUGCCGGGCUUCAGUUCCCCGUGGGUCGUGUCCACAGGCUGCUGCGCAAAGGCAACUAUGCGGAGCGUGUGGGAGCCGGCGCCCCCGUUUACCUGGCAGCUGUGCUCGAGUACCUGACCGCUGAGAUCCUGGAGCUGGCUGGCAACGCAGCCCGCGACAACAAGAAGACUCGCAUCAUCCCACGUCACCUGCAGCUGGCUGUGCGCAACGACGAGGAGCUCAACAAGCUGCUGGGGGGAGUCACCAUCGCUCAGGGUGGUGUGCUGCCCAACAUCCAGGCCGUGCUGCUGCCCAAGAAGACCGAGAAGCCCGUCAAGGCCAAGUAAACGCAAAGCGCUGGGCUGCA
Molecule: messenger RNA, 550 nt
Organism: Pelmatolapia mariae (spotted tilapia)
Lineage: Eukaryota; Metazoa; Chordata; Actinopteri; Cichliformes; Cichlidae
Product: histone H2A
Exons: 1
Coding region: 144-530 (128 amino acids)
Biological process (GO): heterochromatin formation
Cellular component (GO): nucleosome; chromatin
Molecular function (GO): protein heterodimerization activity; DNA binding; structural constituent of chromatin
Source: RefSeq, a predicted model, not a curated record